AUGGGGACCAGGCUGAAAGCGAAAGCCUUCUGAGAGAGAGAGAGCAGCUCGACCUACAGUUCCAACAACGUGUCCAUCUCAUUUUCGCCUCAGUCGAUGUAUGCCAGGCGUCCUCUCCGCUCUGAGUUUCUUAUUUGGCAAUACUGUACACCAGGACAUCUCAAGUCAAAGGCCAUCCCAUACUGCAUUACUUGAACCAAAACGACUACGACCACUCCCAGUCAGUCCUCAGACAUCACCAUGGAGAAGUAUGAGAAGAUGGGGAAGAUCGGGGAGGGGUCCUACGGUGUGGUGUUCAAGUGCAGGAACAGGGACACGGGACAGAUCGUUGCCAUCAAGAAGUUUGUGGAGUCUGAAGACGAUCCCGUCAUUAAGAGGAUCGCUCUGAGAGAGAUUAGGAUGCUGAAGCAACUAAAGCACUCCAACCUUGUGAACCUGAUUGAGGUGUUCAGGCGUAAACGUAAGCUACACCUGGUGUUUGAGUACUGUGAUCACACCGUCCUCAACGAGCUGGACCGAUACCCCAGAGGUGUUCCAGAACAGCUGGUAAAAAGCAUCACCUGGCAGACACUCCAGGCUGUCAACUUCUGUCAUAAACAGAACUGCAUCCACAGAGACGUGAAGCCCGAGAAUAUCCUCAUCACUAAACAGCAGGUCAUUAAGCUCUGUGACUUCGGAUUCGCCAGGAUCCUCACCGGUCCAUGUGACUACUACACAGACUAUGUGGCAACGCGAUGGUACCGGGCCCCUGAGCUGCUAGUGGGUGAUACUCAGUAUGGAGCCCCUGUUGAUGUCUGGGCGCUGGGCUGUGUCUUCUCUGAGCUGCUCUCUGGCAUCCCGCUCUGGCCCGGCAAGUCAGACAUGGAUCAGCUCUACCUCAUCAGGAAGACACUGGGAGACCUGAUCCCCCGCCACCAGCAGGUAUUCAAUAAGAACCAGUUCUUUAGUGGAGUCUGCAUCCCAGAGCCUCAGGAAAUGGAAACUCUGGAACUGAAAUACCCCAACCUGUCAUAUCAAGCACUGAGUCUGAUGAAGGGCUGCCUGCGUAUGGACCCGUCGGAGCGGCUGGCCUGUGAGCAGCUUCUGGAGCACGCGUACUUCGACAGCCAACGGGAGGAGAGCGAGAGCACCGACCGCUCCACCAAGAAGAGGUCACGCCUCCUGCCCCGCAAACACCUCCCACCUGGGAUCUGUAAGGUGGAACUUGGAAGCAAUAAGGUGGAAGCUCCAUGCAAAUUGGGACCAGCUGUCAGAGAUGGCAAAAUGCUGUACAAACAAUUGAAGUAUUUGCCUCAGCUCACCAGCAGCAGUAUCUUCCCAGCUCUGGACAACAAGAAGUACUAUACCAACCUGAGGAAAUUUAACUACCACUUCCCUAACAUCUAAAUCCACCAUUUUGGAUCGGAAAUUCAACUACCACUUCCCUAACAUCUAGAUCCACCAUUUUGGAUCUGAAUGGUCCAGUCGCACAU
Oncorhynchus tshawytscha (Chinook salmon) is the source of this 1472-nucleotide messenger RNA. RefSeq names its product cyclin-dependent kinase-like 1 (CDC2-related kinase). The record is from RefSeq and is a predicted model, not a curated record. Bases 241 to 1386 code for a protein of 381 amino acids. Lineage: Eukaryota; Metazoa; Chordata; Actinopteri; Salmoniformes; Salmonidae. Gene Ontology annotation, biological process: protein phosphorylation. The transcript has 11 exons. Gene Ontology annotation, molecular function: ATP binding; cyclin-dependent protein serine/threonine kinase activity. Gene Ontology annotation, cellular component: nucleus.